Austrofundulus limnaeus is the source of this 2521-nucleotide messenger RNA. RefSeq names its product zinc finger protein 2 homolog. The record is from RefSeq and is a predicted model, not a curated record. The transcript has 12 exons. The coding region runs from base 90 to 2276 and encodes 728 amino acids. Lineage: Eukaryota; Metazoa; Chordata; Actinopteri; Cyprinodontiformes; Rivulidae. Gene Ontology annotation, cellular component: nucleus. Gene Ontology annotation, molecular function: RNA polymerase II transcription regulatory region sequence-specific DNA binding; DNA-binding transcription factor activity, RNA polymerase II-specific. Gene Ontology annotation, biological process: regulation of transcription by RNA polymerase II.
GCCAGAAGCGUUAGCUCCUGGUGUAAACAGUUAGCCUCAGUUGUUAGCCGUGAGUUUGUAUCAGCACGGGGGUAAUCACGAGUGAAUGGAUGAUGAGCGGYGGGUUUGACACAAUGGCCUCCUCUCUCCCUCUCUCCUCCCUGCGCCUCCUCAUCCCUCCCCUCCGCCUCCUGGCGGCAGCGAUGUGGCAGGUGGCCCAGCAGCAAAGCAUGAAGCAUUAUGUGAUGCUGGAGGACUUUGUUUCCCUGGUAACUGAGGCCGUCCCACAGCUGUUGACGGACAGACAGAGGGGUCUGCUGCUGUUGGCUCUGAGGGCCAAGGUGACCCUCUGUGAUCCAGCUGAUGUUCAGACUCACCAGAACAGGAUCCGACUCAUCUCUGAGACAUCGCAGGAAGAAGAUGUAGACAGAUGCUGCUCCACUCUGCUGACUGUCAUCAASAAACUGACAGAGACUCCCGCCGACACUCAGCGCCUCCUGCAGGAAGUGUUUGACCAGAGUUUUGACUCGGCCCUGCAGUCCCUCAUAUCAGACUUCCUGUCUCGGAUCGAGCAGCUGUUCCCCGUCCCUGACUUCAGACAGGCUGCCUCUUGGUUGGACGACGCCCCUCUUUAUGUGGAAGACUUCCUUCAAGACAGGAAACACCUCAGAGAGCUUCUGACCAAUCAGAGCUGCCGCCUGGGACACCCAACAACCACAGUGAGUGAAGACACGGAAACAACGCUGCUCGUCGCCUGGUCCCACCCCUUCUUUACCAGACCAACCAAUCCCGACCCCUCUGCCACCCACAGAGCUGUCCAAUCAGGCGCUCUCCCUGAUGAAGGCGGUUCGAACGUGGAGCAGGUGAAGGUGGAGGUGGUGGUGACCACAGAGGAGGAGGAGGAGGAGGAGGAAGCUGUGGUUGGUCUGACAGAGCCGGAGGCGUCCAGUCAAAGCUCAGACACACCUGAGGCCCCGGACAGGUUAAAGGACUCAUCUGGAAACUGUGUCAGCCAAUCAGAGGGCUCAGCCAAGGUCCCAGCCGGCACYGUGUUCAGCAUUUCCCACAGUUCUCAGCGUGUGGCUCACAGGUGUCCUCAGUGUGGCAAGUGUUUCAUCUACAGAUCUCAGGUAAUUCGCCACCUGCGCACAAACCGGUCCUGUGGAUUGGCCUCAACACCCAGUACUGUGAACCUGAAGGUUCAGGCUGAAGGAGAGCCCCACCCCCCGGACCCCUGCCCUGUCAAGACCCACACAUGCUUCCAGUGUAGCACGGUGUUUAAGAGUGAGGGCGAGCUGUUGUCGCACCAGCGUUCACACCGAGCCCGCCCCGUUUAUCAGUGCGUUCAGUGCGACCGGGCUUUCCAGCACUUGUCCAGCCUGACCAAUCACAGGCAGACGCACCUGGACAGAGAGGGCUUCGCCUGCAGCCGGUGUAACAAGACGUUUGAGUCGGCUAAAGAGAGGGACGCCCACCGUCUGCAGCACCGUCCGCCGGGCCUCAGCUGCUUCGUCUGCUCCGUGUGCUCGCAGACAUUCGGCUCGCAGACGCUGCUGCUGAGACACCUGCCGACACACUCGGCCGAGGGAGCCGAGCUCCGCUACAGCUGCCGCUUCUGUGAGCAGACCUUCUCAGGAGUGACUCAGCUCCGGAUCCACCAACGCACUCACACCUCUCGCUCAUACCGCUGCGAUCAGUGCAACAAGUCGUACAGCUCGUCAACGGGGCUGCAGUCCCACCAAGCUUCACACGGCAGCGACAGUCGCUUCCUGUGCCCACAGUGCGGCAAGCGCUUCAAGACUCGCGACGGCCUGGAGGGCCACCAGAGAACCCACACUGGAGAGCGGCCCUUCCGCUGCCCCCACUGUCCUAAAGACUUCACCGCGCUGGCGGGCCUCAACGUGCACGUACGGCAGCACACCGGGGAGAGGCCCUACGUUUGCACAGUGUGCGGGAAGGGCUGGCCGUCCGGAGGAGACCUGCAGAAACACAUGAGGACUCACACCGGGGAGAGACCGUAUAUCUGCCAGGACUGCGGGAAGGCCUUCUCCAUCUCCUGUCACCUGACUGAACACCGCCGCAUCCACACAGGAGAAAAGCCUUACUGCUGCCCAGAAUGUGGAAAAUGUUUACGGAGGAAGUUUGACCUGAAGAAGCACAUUUUGUCCCACAGUAAUGUUCGUCCCUUUGCCUGCGUCCUCUGUUCCAAAAGCUACACUCGUCAGACACACCUGAACCGACACCAGCUGACCCACAGAGCUGCUGACGGACAGGUGGAGACAACAGAGGAGACAUGACCUUCUGUUAGACUCACCUGAACAUACACCAGCUGACCCACAGAGCUGCUAACCGACAGGUCGUACAGGUGUAGAGAAUCACCUUUUGUCAUUUACAGCAUUUAUUUCUGAAAAUUUAUCUGAUAUUUUUCCAGAAAGAAAAAACGAUUAAACCACAGGUGAGUUUAUUUUGGACAAACUUUAUUAGCAUCAUUUAUUCAUCUACCGGUAAAGCAGGAAGUAACUGGGAUUUAAUCGGAGUUUGU